UCUGUGAUAGUCUCAGGGUUCUCUUGGAAGUGCAGAGGGCAUCCGGAAGACCAAGGAAGACUCCAGGCAGACCUGUGUCCACAUUCUCAGUAUUCCCGGUCAAGGAAAUAGCGGCAUGGUUUAUGCAGAUUGCACCUUGGGGGCAUGAGCUCAUCAGUUAAGAGUGAAUUUUCAUUCACGAAGAGACGCAAAGUGGUGAGAAGCAAACUGAUGCCGCAGUCACACCGGCAGUACGGCCCGGCCCUCUUCGAACGACGACACCCGACGCCCCCCGGCCUCGACGCGUCGACCUCUGGCCGUGAUUGAUCCCACACGAGCCCCACCCCAGCCUCGGGGACGAGUUAGCGCGCAGCACCGCAUCGCCGAAACUGAGAACCUCUGAGAUCAAACCGUCUUCGUUGACUCACGUUUGUUGACAAAAAGUGAGCGGGGAGGAGGCCGGCGCCACCGCCAUGGAAGUGAAGGAACGCCGACCGUACCGCUCGCUGACCACGGCCCGGCAGGAACCCCCCGAGCGGCGCUACACCAGCUCUUCGGCCGACAGCGAGGACGGCAAAACCCAGCCCAGGUCGUACAGCUCCACCGAGACCCUCAAAGCCUUCGACCACGACACCCGCAUGGCGUACGGCAGCCGCGUCAAGGAGCUGGUGCACCACGAGGUGGACGAGUUUGGCCGGCAAGGUGCCGACUUCUCCCUGCGAGAUCUCGGCUUUGGGGACGCCCUCCCAUCUGCCCACCACAUGCCGGCCUACCGGGGCGAGCUGGGCAUGCCGCACCGCGAAUACUCUGUCAGCGUGGGCUCGGACGCCGACACGGAGACGGACGGCGUCGUAUCGCCGGAGCACGCCGUCCGGCUGUGGGGCCGCGGGGGAGGCGGCGGCAACCCCAAGUCGGGCCGAAGCUCGUGCCUCUCCAGCAGGGCGAACUCAAACCUGACACUGACAGACACGGAACAUGAAAACACCGAGAAUGGUCCUCCGGUGCUUUGUUCCUCCGCCUCCUCCUCCCCUGUCGAGCAGCACCCGUACCCUCCCCCUUGCAUUGCGGCCAAUCAGAGCCAGGGGGGGUUGCUAGGUAACAGUGCGGCUCAGCCAGCCCGGGACUCUGACUCGGAGGAUGAGUUUGGCCCCGAUUCAUUCUUAGUUAAAGCUGGCUCGGGGAACCUGUACGCCGCAGCUGCUGACGACGCCGUCUUUCAGAACCACCCUCGGCUGCGCACACCCCCGCUGCCGCUCUCCCACUCCCACUCGCCCAACCACCUUCAGCACCAUGCGGCCUCCAUCAACUCCUUGAACCGGGGCAACUACACGCCACGGAGCAACCCCAGCCCGGCACCCACUGACGGCGGCUCCUCGGCGCCCCCCGACGGCCCCGCAGCCGGCGGCGCCCCGGAUGCGGGCGGCACCCCGGACAACUGGCUACUCAACAGCAACAUCCCGCUGGAGACCAGAAACAUAGCAAAGCAGGCAUUCCUUGAGACUUUACAGGACAACCUCAUUGAGAUGGACAUACUGGCGUCCGCUCGCCGCGACGGCGCCUACAACGACGGGCAUUUCCUGUUCAAGCCAGGGGGAACCUCGCCCAUGUAUUGCACCACUUCGCCGGGGUACCCGCUGACCUCCAGCACGGUGUACUCGCCGCCGCCGCGACCCCUGCCGCGCAGCACCUUCUCCCGGCCCGCCUUCAGUCUCAAGAAGCCCUACAAGCACUGCAACUGGAAAUGCGCUGCCCUCAGCGCCAUCCUGGUCUCCGUCACGCUGCUCUUCUUGCUGGCCUACUUCAUCGCAAUGCACCUUUUCGGACUAAACUGGCACCUGAAGCCCACGCAGAGACAGAUGUACCGCGUGACUGACGACAACACAAGUGGCCUACCUUUCCCUACCGACCUGAGCUUGAGGCCUCUCGGCAACACGGGCUCGGAGGUACCUGAUCGCAGGGGCAAAAACGACGGCAAAUUGGACAGCUUGUUCCCCGACGACAGCUACAUCGACAUGGGCGAGAUCGACGUGGGCCGCAAGGUCACGCAGCAGAUCCCGCCUGGCGUCUUUUGGCGGUCCCAGAUCUUCGUGGACCACCCCAUGUACCUGAAGUUCAACGUGUCCCUCAGCAAAGAUGCCUUAGUGGGGAUCUACGGCAGGAGGGGCCUCCCCCCGUCUCACACACAGUUUGACUUUGUGGAGCUGCUAGAUGGCCGGCGACUCCUGGUCCGUGGCCCACCGGGCGUAGAGGGGCCCGCCGCCCUGCAACGGAGCCUGGCACCCAUCGCCACGCACGACACGGGCUUCAUCCAGUACAUGGAGUCCGGCAUCUGGCACCUGGCUGUCUAUAAUGACGGCAAAGACAUGGAAACGGUUUCUUUUCUCACCACUGCCAUAGAUUCUGUCGACGAGUGCCCCAGCAGCUGCUUUGGGAACGGCGACUGCGUGGCCGGAGCGUGCCACUGCUUCUUGGGAUUCAAAGGACCCGACUGCGGCCGCGCCGCCUGCCCGGUGCUGUGCAGUGGCAACGGUCAAUACCUGAAAGGGCGCUGCAUGUGCCACAGUGGCUGGAAGGGCUCCGAGUGCGACGUCCCCACCAACCAGUGCGUCGACAUCACGUGCAGCAACCACGGCACCUGCAUCGUGGGGACCUGCAUCUGCAACCCGGGCUACAAGGGGGAGAACUGCGAGGAAGUGGACUGCCUGGACCCGACCUGCUCCGGCCGAGGGGUGUGCGUCCAGGGCGAGUGCCACUGCUUCGUCGGCUGGGGCGGGCAGGGCUGCGAGAGUCCCAGGGCCUCCUGCACGGACCAGUGCUCCGGGCACGGCAGCUUCCUGGCCGACGCGGGGACGUGCAGCUGCGACGCCAACUGGACGGGCCACGACUGCUCCACAGAGAUUUGUGCAGCCGACUGCGGCGGCCACGGGGUUUGCGCGUCGGGCACCUGUCGCUGCGACGACGGCUGGACGGGCGCCGGAUGCGACCAAAGGGCGUGUCACCCGCGUUGCAACGAACACGGCACCUGCAAGGACGGCAAGUGCGAAUGCAGUCCCGGCUGGAACGGAGAGCACUGCACCAUCGAGGGCUGUCCCGGUUUGUGCAAUGGCAACGGCAGGUGCACCCUGGGUAACGGCGGCUGGUACUGCGUGUGCCAGCUGGGCUGGAGGGGCAGCGGCUGCGACACCUCCAUGGAGACGGCGUGCGGAGACGUCAAGGACAACGACGGAGACGGCCUCAUGGACUGCAUGGAUCCAGACUGCUGCCUCCAGGCCAAUUGUCACAUCACAUCGCUGUGCGUGGGCUCGCCAGACCCGCUGGACAUCAUCCAGGAGACCCAAGUGUCGUCGGGGAACCAGGGCAAGCUGCAGAGCUUCUACGAGCGCGUGCGCUUCCUGGUGGGCCGGGAGAGCACCCACGUGGUGCGCGGCGCCAGUCCCUUCGACGCCAAGCACGUGUGCGUCAUCCGCGGACAAGUGGUGACCUCGGACGGAACGCCGCUGGUCGGCGUCAACAUCAGCUUCAUCAACAAGCCGUCGUUCGGAUACACCGUCACCCGGCAGGACGGGAGUUUCGACUUGGUGACCGACGGGGGCAUCGCGGUGGCCCUGCGCUUCGAGCGCGCUCCGUUCAUCACGCAGGAGCACACCCUGUGGCUACCGUGGGGCCGCUUCUUCGUCAUGGACACGGUGGUCAUGCGGCACGAGGAGAACGACAUCCCCAGCUGCGACCUCAGCAGCUUCGCCCGGCCCAGCCCGGUGGUGUCGCCUGCGCCGCUCACCGCCUUCGCCGGCUCCUGCGCUGAGAGGGGGACGGUGGUGCCGGAAAUUCAGACACUGCAGGAGGAAAUUCCCAUACCGGGUACCGACAUGAAGCUCGGCUACCUGAGCAGCAGGACGGCGGGUUACAAGUCCGUACUGAGGGUGACCCUGACUCACGUCGCCAUCCCGUUCAACCUGAUGAAGGUGCAUCUGAUGGUGGCGGUGGAGGGCCGGCUUUUCAGGAAGUGGUUCCCAGCCGGGCCGAACCUCCUGUACGACUUCGUGUGGGACAAGACGGACGUCUACAGCCAGAAGGUCUACGGCCUGUCCGAAGCAUUCGUGUCUGUGGGCUUCGAGUAUGAAUCAUGUCCGGACCUGAUCUUGUGGGAGAAGAGGACGGCUGUUCUUCAGGGAUACGAGAGCUCGGCCUCCAAGCUGGGCGGAUGGACCGUCGACAAGCACCACGCUUUGAAUAUACAGAGCGGCAUUCUCCACAUGGGCAACGGGGAGAACAUCUUCAUCUCCCAGCAGCCGCCCGUCAUUGGCAGCGUGAUGGGCAACGGUCGCCGCCGCAGCAUCUCCUGCCCCAGCUGCAACGGCAUGGCCGACGGCAACAAGCUGCUGGCCCCCGUGGCUCUGGCGUGCGGCUCCGACGGGAGCCUCUACGUGGGUGACUUCAACUACGUGCGGCGGAUCUACGCCACAGGGAACGUCACCAGCGUCCUAGAGCUCAGAAAUAAAGACUUCCGGCAUAGCAACAGCCCGGCCCACAAGUACUACCUGGCCAGCAGCCCCGUGAACGGCGCCGUGUACCUGUCGGACACCAGCAGCCGCAAGGUCUUCAAGGUCAAGUCGCUCAACUCUCCCAAGGAAGUGGCCAAGAAUCUGGAGCUGGUGGCUGGCACCGGGGACCAAUGCCUGCCUUACGACGACGCCCGCUGCGGCGAUGGGGGCAAGGCAGCGGAGGCCACGCUCACCAACCCCAGAGGCAUUGCGGUGGAUAAGUACGGCAUAAUCUUCUUCGUGGACGGCACCAUGAUUCGCCGAGUGGACCAGAACGGCAUCAUCUCCACCCUCCUGGGCUUCAACGACCUCACUUCCGCCCGACCCCUCAGCUGCGACGCCGUCAUGGACAUCUCUCAGGUACGUCUGGAGUGGCCCACAGACCUUGCAGUGAGCCCCUUGGACAACUCACUGUAUGUCCUGGACAACAACGUGGUGCUCCAGAUCUCUGAGAACCACCAAGUACGCAUCGUGGCGGGCAGGCCCAUGCACUGCCAAGUUCCCGGCAUCGACCACUUCCUUAUGAGCAAGGUGGCCAUCCAUGCCACCCUGGAGUCGGCCAACACGUUGGCCGUGUCCCACACCGGCGUGCUCUACAUAGCCGAAUCGGACGAAAAGAAGAUCAACAGGGUACGGCAAGUGUCUACCAACGGCGAGAUCUCCUUGGUGGCGGGGGCGCCAAGCGGCUGUGACUGCAAGAACGACGCCAACUGCGAUUGCUACUCGGGUGACGAGGGCUACGCCAAGGACGCCAAACUGAACGCGCCCUCCUCCUUGGCGGUGUGUCCUGAUGGAGAGCUUUACAUCGCCGACCUGGGCAACAUCCGCAUCCGCUACGUGCGCAAGAACAAGCCCUACCUAAGUCCACUCAACAUGUACGAGGUGUCGUCGCCCAUCAACGACGAGCUCUACCUCUUCGACGCCAACGGCAGCCACGUGUUUACCCAAAGCCUGACCACCGGCGACCACCUGUACAAUCUAACCUAUAGGGGGGCCGGCGAGCUCAGCACCAUCACGGACAAAAACAAGAACGUGGUGACCGUCAGACGAGACACCACGGGGAUGCCGUUGUGGAUCAUGGCUCCUGACGGGCAGACAUUUUGGUUCACCAUGGGAACCAACAACGCCUUGAAGAGCGUGGCGGCGCAGGGACAGGUCCUCGCCGUCAUGACGUACCACGGGAGCUCCGGACUGCUCGCGACCAAGACCAGUGAGAAUGGGUGGACCACCUUCUUUGAGUACGACAGUUACGGUCGUCUGACCAACGUGACUCACCCGACGGGCCGUGUGAGCAGCUUCCGCGCCGACGACGACAGCGCCGUCCACGUCCGGGCGGAGGGCGCUGCCAAGGAGGACGUGACGCUCACCACCAACCUGUCGGCCUCGGGCACCUUCUACACACUCAUGCAGGAUCAAGUGAGCAACAGCUAUUUUAUCGGGCUGGACGGCUCCUUGCGGCUGGCCUUGGCCAACGGCAUGGAGGUGUCGCUGCACACGGAACCCCACCUACUGUCCGGCACGGUCCACCCCACCGUCAGCAAGCGGAACAUCACGCUGGCUUUGGACAACGGCCUCAACCUGGUGGAGUGGAGGCAGAGGAAGGAGCAGGCCCGCGGCCAGGUCACCGUCUACGGCCGCAGGCUACGGGUUCACAACAGGAACUUGUUGUCCCUGGACUUCGAUCGAAUUACCAGGACCGAAAAGGUCUACGACGACCACAGAAAAUUUACCCUGCGAAUCCACUACGACCACGCCGGGCGGCCGACUCUCUGGGCCCCGAGCAGCCGCCUGAAUGGGGUCAAUGUAACCUACUCGACCGGCGGUUAUGUGGCGGGCAUCCAGAGAGGCACCAUGUCGGUACGCAUGGAGUACGACCACAAAGGCAGAAUCACCUCCAAGAUAUUUGCGGAUGGUAAAUCGUGGACCUACACGUACCUGGAAAAGUCCAUGGUGUUGUUGCUCUACAGCCAGAGACAGUACAUCUUUGAAUUCGACAAGAAUGACAGACUCUCGUCAGUGACCAUGCCCAACGUGGCACGUCAGACCCUGGAGACGGCGCUCUCGGUCGGCUACUACAGAAACACGUACCGGCCUCCCGAGGGUAACGCCUCAGUACUGCAGGACUACAGUGAGGAAGGCCGACUAUUGCAGACCACCUACCUAGGGACGGGCCGGCGCAUCAUCUACAAGUACGGCAAGCUGUCCAAACUGCUCGAGAUUCUCUACGACACCACCCGCAUCGGCUUCUCCUACGACGAGGUGGCCGGCAUGCUCAAGACCGUCAACCUGCAAAGCGAGGGCUUCACCUGCACCAUCCGCUACCGCCAGAUCGGCCCACUGAUUGACCGGCAGAUUUUUCGGUUCAGCGAAGAGGGCAUGGUCAACGCUAGAUUUGACUACGUCUAUGACAACAGCUUCCGUGUCACUAGCAUGCAGGCAGUCAUAAAUGAGACGCCACUGCCCAUCGACCUGUACCGCUAUGACGACGUGUCCGGUAAGGCGGAACAGUUUGGAAAGUUCGGCGUCAUCUACUACGACAUCAACCAGAUCAUCACCACGGCGGUCAUGACGCAUACCAAACACUUUGACGCGUAUGGUCGCGUGAAAGAGGUGCAGUACGAAAUUUUCCGCUCCCUCAUGUACUGGAUGAUGGUGCAGUACGACAACAUGGGCCGCGUGGUUGCCAAGGAGCUGAAAGUGGGGCCCUACGCCAACACCACGCGCUACACCUACGAGUACGACUCCGACGGCCAGCUCCAGGUGGUCUCUAUCAACGACAAGCCCUUGUGGCGCUACAGCUAUGACCUCAAUGGGAACCUGCAUCUCCUCAGCCCGGGCAACAGUGCACGCUUAACGCCAUUACGUUAUGAUAUCCGGGACCGCAUAACUCGCUUGGGCGAUAUCCAGUACAGGAUGGAUGAGGACGGCUUCCUCCGACAGCGAGGCAAUGACUACUUUGACUAUAACUCAGCUGGACUUUUGGUGAAGGUGUACAACAAAGCGAGCGGGUGGAAUAUCCGCUACCGCUACGACGGCCUGGGUCGUAGAGUGUCCAGCCGGAGCAGCUUGGGCCACCACCUGCAGUUCUUCUACGCAGAUCUGUCCAGCCCCACCCGGGUCACCCACAUGUACAACCACACGAGCUCCGAGAUCACGUCGCUGUACUACGACCUGCAGGGCCACCUGUUCGCCAUGGAACUGAGCAGCGGCGACGAGUUCUACGUGGCCUGCGACAACAUCGGUACGCCUCUGGCCGUGUUUAGCGGCUCAGGCCACAUGAUCAAGCAGGUGCUCCACACGGCAUUCGGCGAGGUCUACGUCGACACCAACCCAAGCUUCCAGGUCAUCAUCGGCUACCAAGGCGGCCUGUACGAGCCCCUCAGCAGGCUGGUGCACAUGGGCCGCAGGGACUACGACGUUCUCGCCGGGCGCUGGACCACCCCCGACCACGACGUCUGGAAACGUCUCAACAGCGGCCACAUCGUGCCGUUCAACUUGUACAUGUUCAAAAAUAACAACCCACUCAGCAACAAUGAGGAGAUCAAGUGCUACAUGACGGAUGUGAACAGCUGGCUGGUGACGUUCGGCUUCCAGCUCUACAACGUCAUCCCCGGUUAUCGCAAGCCAAACACGGACACCGUGGAGCCGUCCUACGAACUGGUCCACACGCAGAUCAAGACGCAGGAGUGGGACAGCACCAAGUCGCUGUUGGGUGUUCAAUGUGAGGUUCAGAGGCAGCUCAAGGCCUUCGUCAAGCUGGAGCGCUUCGGUCAGAUCUACAACGCCAAGAGCGCCGGCUGCGCCCAGACCGAGGACAAGACGGUGUUCGCGUCGGUGGGGUCCAUCUUCGGGAAGGGGGUCAAGUUCGCCAUCCGGGACGGCCGCAUCAGCACCGACAUCGUCAGCCUGGCCAACGAGGACGGGCGUCGCACGGCGGCCGUGCUGAACGACGCCUUCUACCUGGAAGCGCUGCGCUACACCGUGGCCGGCGUGGACACGCACCACUUCGUCAAGCUGGGCUCGGCGGAGGGCGACCUGGGCCUCAUCGGCAUGGCGGUGGGCCGGCGCACGCUGGAGAACGGCGUCAACGUGACCGUGUCCCAAGUCAACGCCGUUCUCAACGGUCGGACCCGCCGCAUCACCGACAUCCGGCUGCAGUACGGCGCGCUCAGCCUCAACACGCGCUACGGCAGCAGCGUGGACGAGGAGAAAGCGCGCGUGCUGGAGGCGGCGCGCCAGCGCGCCGUGGCGCAGGCGUGGGCCCGCGAGCGCCAGAGACUCCGGGACGGCGAGGAGGGCUCGCGCACCUGGACCGAGAGCGAGAAGCAGCAGCUGCUGGGCUCGGGGAAGGUGCAGGGAUACGACGGCUUUUACGUGGUGUCGGCCGAGCAGUACCCCGAGCUGGCCGACAGCGUCAACAACAUCCACUUCAUGAGACAGAGCGAAAUGGGCCGCAGGUGACAUGAACGCGCUGCCUGACGUGACAGACUCACGUGGACGACUGUGGACCUCUUGCCAAAGACGCUUCGGUACGCCGCCAUUUUGGUUCUUUGUGUUUGCAGCUUGGUUUGGAAUAGAAAAUAUCACCAAGAAAAUACUGACACAAUGCGGGUUGACCUGAAUCCGUGUUGUCAUUCCUUCUUUCUAUUUUCAACACCCCAAAACAAACUUUUAAAAAAUGAUCAGCAGGAGUUUAAUUUUAAUAUUUAAUUUGCCGUCUUUCUGCAGUGGCGGGCCGUCUGUGGAGACUUAAUCAACUUAGUCCACCUCCUAAUACAAAAUCCGAUACAAAAUGGCAACAUACCGUAACAGCGCAUAACUUUACACAUCAUCUGGAGUCAUUCACAAUCAAUCCCAGCCCAUAGUUUGCAUGUUCUCCCCGUGCCUGCGUGGGUUUCCUCCGGGCACUCCGGUUUCCUCACACAUCCGUAAAACAUGCACCAUUAAUUGCCCCUAAGUGUGAUUGUGUGAUCGGUCGUUUGUCUCCACGUGCCCUGCGAUUGGCUGGCGACCAGUUCAGGGUGGACCCCGCCUCCUGCCUGUUGACAGCUGGGAUAGGCUCCAGCACUCCCGCGAUCCUUGUGAGGAUAAGCGGCUAAGAAAAUGGGUGGAUGAAUGGAUAAUGAAUAAGCCGCUAAAAAGCAUUUUGGAGUUCUGCUUGCUCUUACCAACCAUUCAAAGGACGUAAAAAUGGUGACGUGAUUGAGUUAGUUGGCGCUUUAAGGAAAAUUUAAACCAUUUUAAUGAUAAAAUUAAAUUCAGGCCCAUCUUUCCAUUUUGUAGUUUGGAUCUCUGCCUGAAAUCCAAAAUAAGUAUAAAAAAAAGGCAUUUCUUUUUUUUUUUUUUGGUCUGAUCUUUGUUUGUGUGACGUAGACAACAAAAUAAGCCACUUCUGAAAAUCUUUUUUUUUUGUUUGUUUGUUUCCUGACUGAAAAUGGAAAGAAAGAAUGCUCCAUGAUUUGCAUGGCGCAGUUAGAAGAGUGCCCUCCUCCUCUUCCCGAGAUUUGCGGCGCAUCUUCGCGCUCCGAGUGCGGCCGGUCGAGGAUCAAAUGGACAUUUUUCCGACUUUGCCACCGGGAGCCGCUCGGUGCCUCAGAUUGUUCUGCCCCGAUUCGCUCCAUUCUGCCUUUUCCUCAGCCAAGGAGAUUCCCAGUCUUUUAUUCACAUCUUUUCUUUUCUUUUUUUUAUUAACUUGAAACGUGUCGCGCAUCGAUAACGAGAGCUGUCGUGUUUGCGAGCGAGGAGGCUCGUCAGUGUUUUCUGUGUGGACUUCUGAAUGCUCAAAAGUGCUAAAAAAAAAUAAUUUAAUGAAUUUGAUAGCACUUUUUGUGUGUUUUACUUUAAAAAAAAAUAAGGCAAAGAGAAAGUGCUCCUGUUUCAUUUUGACUUCCGUUUUUUUCCAGUUCAUAAUGGUGACGAUAAACAAACCAACCACAGAUGUGAAAGUAACAAAGAAAUGUGAACUCGUGUCCCUUUUUAGCGUCCAUUGUUGUAGUUCACCAGUAACGGCGACAGUAUUCCGAUGUGUGCUGCUUUCGCAUUGCGGACGGGAUGAAAGAGAUGCCACGUUGGACCAAAAGCGACGAGACGCGCCACCGACGAUUUCUGUCCCGCGAGGGUUCAGAGUCAAAGUCCACGGAGGAAUUCGGAUUCGUCAGAACGUUUGCAGCUCAACUUCCGGCGUCCACUUUUUUGCCCACGCGGUGCGCUUUGCCUUAACGGAACGCGAUGCACGGGACCAGCAGGUGUUCCUGGUUCUGUUUACACUCAGUCGGGCGUCAAGGACAAUUGAUGGUGUCACCGUGUGACUCGGUACUGGCCGUCUGCACAUCAAAACAGUCUUGUGUGUCUUUUUUUGUGUCGGAGUUUGUUUUGUUUUUUUUUUUUUUGUGUGUGUGUGUGUCAUUUUUGAUGUUCAAUGAUGGCUGCACUGAGAAUCCCCCACCCCCGGCAUCCCAUUUCACCCACUAAAGUUACUGACUCGUUUUGUUUGAGUUUCCAACAGUUCUUUUCUCUUUCUCGAACCGUGUAAAUAUAAAGAUGAGUCAAGCAGCGAGCUGUAAAUGAAAAACAUGCAAACUGUAGAUACCGCUUAGAGCUACAUCCUGUGUAGUCUGAUGAAGGUAGAACGAGAAAAAAAUAAUAAUA
Messenger RNA from Syngnathoides biaculeatus (alligator pipefish), 11168 nucleotides. RefSeq names its product teneurin transmembrane protein 4 (gene tenm4). Gene Ontology annotation, molecular function: cell adhesion molecule binding; protein heterodimerization activity; protein homodimerization activity. Gene Ontology annotation, cellular component: membrane; neuron projection. Lineage: Eukaryota; Metazoa; Chordata; Actinopteri; Syngnathiformes; Syngnathidae. Bases 453 to 8981 code for a protein of 2842 amino acids. The transcript is spliced from 33 exons. Gene Ontology annotation, biological process: heterophilic cell-cell adhesion; neuron development; signal transduction. The record is from RefSeq and is a predicted model, not a curated record.